Molecule: messenger RNA, 2022 nt
Organism: Eublepharis macularius
Lineage: Eukaryota; Metazoa; Chordata; Lepidosauria; Squamata; Eublepharidae
Product: cytochrome P450 20A1
Exons: 14
Coding region: 47-1501 (484 amino acids)
Cellular component (GO): membrane
Molecular function (GO): heme binding; monooxygenase activity; oxidoreductase activity, acting on paired donors, with incorporation or reduction of molecular oxygen
Source: RefSeq, a predicted model, not a curated record
GCGCGCCAGGCGGCGGGGCCGGGGCCGGGCCGGGGACGUGGCCGGCAUGCUGGACUUCGUGCUCUUCGCGGCCACCUUCCUGCUGGUGCUGGUGGGCGCCGUCCUCUACCUCUACCCGGCUUCCAGGCAGGCUUCAGGUAUCCCGGGAAUGACUCCGACGGAUGAAAAGGAUGGGAACCUCUCAGACAUCAUAACCAGCGGCAGCUUGCAUGAGUUCCUGGUGAAUCUCCAUGAGAAGUACGGCCCGGUCGUCUCCUACUGGUUUGGGCGGCACCUUGUGAUCAGCCUCGGGUCCAUUGACCUUCUGAAGCAGCACAUCAACCCAAACAGGACGUCGGAUCCUUUUGAAACAAUGCUGAAGUCCUUGUUGCGGUAUCAGUCUGGCCUGGGUGGAGAUGUGGGUGAGAGCUGCCUAAGAAAAAAGUUGUAUGAAACGGGUGUGGCCAAGUCACUGCAGAGUAACUUCCCUGUCAUCCAAAAGAGUCACUCGCUGAUGCAGUGGGGCCAUAGCUCAGCAUCAGCGCUCUGGCUUUGGAUGUAUGAGCUGUCGGAAGAGUUGCUGGCAAAGUGGCUGUCCUUCCCUGAGACUCAGCAUGUGCCCCUCAGCCAGCAUAUGCUAGGGUUUGCAAUGAAAGCAGUGACACAGAUCGCAAUGGGCAGCAGGUUCGAAGACGACCAAGAAGUUAUCCGAUUCCGCAGGAACCAUGAUGCGAUAUGGGCAGAAAUAGGAAAAGGGUUCUUGGAUGGGUCACUUGACAGAAGUACAACCAGAAAAAAGAUGUAUGAAAACGCUUUGAUGGAAUUGGAGCUGGUCUUGAAGAAAGUCAUCAAAGAGAGGCAGGGCAGGAGCGUCAGCCGACAUAUCUUCAUAGACUCUCUGCUGCAAGGCAACCAGAGUGACAAGCAGAUACUGGAAGACACGAUGAUAUUUUCCCUUGCAGGAUCCGUAAUCGCUGCCAAGUUGUGCACCUGGGCGGUGUACUUCUUGACUACUGCCAAAGAAGUUCAACAGAAGCUGUACAAGGAGAUGGAGCAAGUUCUAGGGAAGGGUCCCAUUACAUACGCGAAAAUUGAGCAGCUCAGAUAUUGCCGGCAGGUUCUGUGUGAGACAGUGAGGACAUCGAAGCUGACGCCAAUCGCUGCACGGCUGCAAGAACUGGAGGGCAGGGUUGACCAGCACAUUAUUCCGAAAGAGACUCUAGUGCUGUAUGCUCUAGGUGUGGUGCUGCAAGACAGCUCAGCUUGGCCAUUGCCCUACAGAUUUGAUCCAGAUAGAUUCAAUGAUGAAACUGCCAUGAAAAACCUGUCUCUUCUGGGCUUUUCUGGAAGUCAAGAGUGCCCUGAGCUGAGGUUUGCCUAUAUGGUAGCCACCGUAUUGCUGAGCGUGGUGGUGAGGAAGCUGCACCUGUGCCCUGUGGAAGGACAAGUUAUAGAUAUCAAAUAUGAGCUGGUCACCUCACCGAAGGAGGAAGCGUGGAUAACUGUAUCCAAGAGAAACUGAGGCAAAGAGGGAAACCCUUUCUCGUGUGAAGAGCCAUCUGGCACCACCACACCCAGCAUACUUAUUCUGAAUCCACCUCAGACAUUUUCCUCCUCCUCUAACAAUAAAAUCAGGGUAUCUUUUACUAUGAAUCUACUCUGUAAACACAGGAGUAAUACAAGAGGAGAUUGCUGUAAGUUUUUUAAAAAAACUGUAGACCUUCCAUCCUGCCCCCAUCCCUUCUGAUUUGGAAGCCCUUAUCUCUGUUUGGCCCCGUUGUGGUAAAACUUUGCACAUGCACAAAGGAACUCUUUUUUUCUCUCUGAAGGACUUUUUUAAUCGCUCAGGGGAACUACUUGUUCAGUAUUGAGCCCUGACUUCGAAUUAAGCCCUGACUUUGCUUACAAAAACAAAUAAAAGGCUACAAACUGUUGUUUACCAAGCUAUGGUGGAGAUCAGACGCACAUUUUUCAUUAAUAAAGGUGUAAAACCCUGCAGCUGUUCUCUAUCCCCUACAGCAGGGAUGGGGAAAGUGAACUUUA